AUGGCUAACGCGAGCGGUGUUUUUAUUGAAUACCAUUUUACGUUACCGAUGUCGCAAAUUUGGAAAUGUAUGGUUAACGCGUUCAAUCGAAUUAUUGAGAAUGUGCACGAAACGAGAAAAGGUUUUGUUAUAUAUGGUAUUUUUGGGAAUAAAAUUGUCUAUUGGAAGAUGCAAUCAAAUGAAGGCAUUAGUCCAUUGUUAAAAGCUCAGCGUAAUAGACAAAUUUUUACUGUUAAUUUGGAACAAGAAAUAGAGAAAGGUAUAGGCAGAGAAAAGUUACUCAAGAUUGACUUAUUCUGGAAGAAUAAAUGCUUUUUAGGGUUAACUGAAAAUGGUCCCAAAGGCAACGAUGAAUCUUUACAAAACCUACAGAGCAUAAUAACAUGUAACUACAAUGCCUUAGAAAGAAAAGAGGAAAUGCCAGAGAAGGCGGCAAAAAAGAAAUGUAUGCACUGUAAUAAAUUGGCGGCAGCAAAAAAAUUGUUGGCAUGCAAGGAUGUUAAGGUUGUUUAUGGAACAAAUAAAGUUUGUGAACUGAGGGCGGCACCUAAGCCUGUUGAGAAAUUUGUUGUAUUUCUUGGGAGAAUAAGCCCAGAGGUAGAUGAUGUUCAGAAAUCAAAUUAUCUGGAAAAAAAAUGGAAUAUCAGCAAUUAA
Messenger RNA from Helobdella robusta, 654 nucleotides. RefSeq lists its product as hypothetical. Lineage: Eukaryota; Metazoa; Annelida; Clitellata; Rhynchobdellida; Glossiphoniidae. Bases 1 to 654 code for a protein of 217 amino acids. The record is from RefSeq and is a predicted model, not a curated record. The transcript is spliced from 5 exons.